GUUUUGAUUAUUUAGGUUUACAGGUGAAGAUGAAUCCUGAAUCUACAGGACAGCGAGUAAAACUGAGCUGUUAUUCCUCCUGCCCUUUAACAUCUAAAUAUAAGUACCGCUGGUACAAGAAUGGACAACAUUUAACAUAUGCCCAAAGCAUAAUUGUGUCAUCCAGAGGAAACACUGACAGUUAUUCCUGCUCUGAGUCUGAUUCAGAUCUCUCUUCAUCUGUGUGUGUUUCUAACAGUAGCUGUUGGGGUGUGACUUACACCUCUAGAAGAGUUUGUGCUUUAGUGGGAUCAACAGUAAAUAUUCACUCUUCAUACUCACAUCCCACUGGAUAUAUAGUAAAUAAAACAUACUGGUAUUACCAUCUUUAUGGGGCAUUCAGAGAUCUGCUUGAGGAUCGUCAGUUUUCUGGUCGUGUGGAGUUUGUGGGAAACACACUGAGAAUCAAAGACGUCAACACGAGUGACACUGGACAUUAUCAGUUCAGGAUCAUCACUAACAGAUCAGAUAAAGUUUCUGGUUCUCCUGGAGUCUAUCUUACUGUUACAGAUACAGAGGUGAGAAGCAGUCCAGACCCUGUGAUAGAUGGAGAAAAAGUGAUAUUAAGCUGUUCAACUGAAUGCACUCUGGAUAACAAACAUACUUACAUCUGGUAUAAGAAUGGACAACAGGUAACAGAUGGAUUGACAUUAUUAAACAAGCUGUACCUGGACUCAAUCAACAGUGAGGAGCUAUAUGAGUAUUCCUGUACUGUAAGAGAGAUAUGACACACCCUGCACUUGUGGACUUCCUCAGAGUCGACACUUUGAUGACAUCAUGUAGUGCAGACUUUAGGGAUACUUGAACACAAGGGCACACCAGAGCCGUGUUUUGGAACAGACUCGAGCGUCAUGCCGAAAAUAAGAAGAGAAGUUGCCCAUCAGUGUGUCUGAUCUAAAUGAGCUUUUUUAUUAAACUGUCACAGUCCCAGAUUGUCUGCCAGCCUUUAAGCUCAUUUACACGCUGCUUAUUUUUAGACCCACAUGAGUUGCAUUGGAAAGUCUGAAAGGAAGUUUUCAUCAGCUCAAUUUAAUACUUUUUAUAGGUUUUAAAUUAUAUACAUU
Misgurnus anguillicaudatus (oriental weatherfish) is the source of this 1103-nucleotide messenger RNA. NCBI's taxonomy places the organism in Eukaryota, Metazoa, Chordata, Actinopteri, Cypriniformes, Cobitidae. The record is from RefSeq and is a predicted model, not a curated record.